Molecule: messenger RNA, 3421 nt
Organism: Talpa occidentalis (Iberian mole)
Lineage: Eukaryota; Metazoa; Chordata; Mammalia; Eulipotyphla; Talpidae
Gene: ARSK
Product: arylsulfatase family member K
Exons: 8
Coding region: 30-1733 (567 amino acids)
Source: RefSeq, a predicted model, not a curated record
AGUAGUUUGCAGGUGACCAGCUACCCGGAAUGCAAACGCAGUCUCCGCCCUUCUCUUACCUGCGGGGAGUUCGUGGAGGAGGCGGGCUCAGCGCCCAAAAGCUCCCCAAGAUGCUGCUGCAGUGGAUGUCAGUUGCCGCAGCCUGGGCGCUGGCAGUACCAGCCCUGGGGGCAGGUGGGCACAGGCGGGGAGCAGCUUGGGUUUGGCCCGAUGCUCCUAACGUGGUGCUAGUCGCGAGCGACUCCUUCGAUGGAAGGCUAACAUUUUAUCCAAGAAAUCAGGUAGUGAAACUUCCUUUUAUCAACUUCAUGAAAGCACAUGGCACUUCCUUUGUGAAUGCCUACACAAACUCUCCAGUCUGUUGCCCAUCACGUGCAGCAAUGUGGAGUGGCCUUUUCACACACUUAACAGAAUCUUGGAAUAAUUUUAAGGGCCUAGAUCCAAAUUAUAAAACAUGGAUGGAUGUGAUGGAGCAGCAUGGUUACCAAACACAAAAAUUUGGAAAACUGGACUAUACUUCAGGACACCACUCCGUUAGCAAUCGUGUGGAAGCAUGGACAAGAGAUGUUGCUUUCUUACUCAGACAGGAAGGGAGGCCUAUGAUUAAUCUUAUCUCUAAAAAAUCAAAAGUAAGAGUAAUGGAAAAGGACUGGAAGAAUACAGACAGAGCAGUAAAUUGGUUAAGACAGAAAGCAAUUAAUUACACUCAACCAUUUGUUUUAUAUUUGGGGUUAAAUUUACCACACCCUUAUCCUUCACCAUCUUCAGGAGAAAAUUUUGGAUCUUCAACAUUUUAUACAUCUCUUUAUUGGCUUAAAAAGGUAUCUUAUGAUGACAUCAAGAUCCCAAAAUGGUUACCUCUGUCAGAAAUGCACCCUGUAGAUUAUUACUCUUCUUAUACAAAAAACUGCACUGGGAAGUUUACAAAGAGAGAAAUUAAGAAUAUUAGAGCAUUUUAUUAUGCUAUGUGUGCUGAGACAGAUGCCAUGCUAGGUAAAAUUAUUUUGGCUCUUCGCCAGUUAGAUCUUCUUCAGAAAACUGUUGUCAUAUACACCUCAGACCAUGGUGAGCUGGCUAUGGAACAUCGUCAGUUUUAUAAAAUGAGUAUGUACGAAGCUAGUGCCCAUGUUCCACUCUUAAUAAUGGGACCAGGAAUUAAGGCCAACGCACAAGUAUCAAAUGUGGUUUCUCUUGUGGAUAUUUAUCCUACUAUGCUUGACAUUGCUGGAAUUCCUCUUCCUCAGAAUCUGAGUGGGUAUUCAUUGUUGCCAUUAUCAUCAGAAACCUUUCAGAAUGAACAGAAAUCCCAAGCUCCACAUCCACCCUGGAUUCUGAGUGAAUUCCAUGGGUGCAAUGUGAAUGCCUCCACCUACAUGCUUCGAACCAGCCAGUGGAAAUAUAUAGCCUACGCUGAUGGUGCUUCAGUCUUGCCUCAACUUUUCGAUCUUUCCUUAGAUCCAGAUGAACUAACAAAUAUUGCUACAAAAUUUCCGGAAAUUACUUAUUCUUUGGAUCAAAAACUUCGCUCCAUUAUAAACUACCCUCAAGUUUCUGCCUCUGUCCAUCAAUACAAUAAAGAGCAGUUUAUCAAGUGGAAACAAAGUGUUGGGCAAAACUAUUCAAAUGUUAUAGCAAACCUUAGGUGGCAUCAGGACUGGCUAAAAGAACCGAGGAAGUAUGAAAGUGCAAUCGAUCAAUGGCUUAAAGCACAUGCUAAUCCAAAAAAUUUUUGAACAAGAAUAAGAAAAUGUUCUAGAGCUCAUGUUAAAAGAUCAUGAUCAAGUAUGUGUUUUAAAUAUUCACCUUAAUAAUUACUGAUUUUAGUUUCAAGGAAUGUAUUCUUAAAUGCAAUACUAAUCAUAGAAUUACAUAUUUUCAAUAACAAUUACUAUCAAGACCUUAAGAGCUUAUCAAUUUCUAACAACUUAAUAGAAGUAUUAAAAGGAAGGAUGUAAAGGGCCUCCCUGGUGGCACAAGGGGUUAAGCACAGCACUGUGAAGCUGCCCGCAGUCUCUGCAGCACGAGUUCGAUCCCCAGCCAGCCAGCGAGCUACUCAUAUGGCGCAGCAGACCUCUCCUUUCUCACCUGCUGCCCCCUCAGCAGUGUAUUUCAGUAAGUCUGCCUGUCCUGCUCCCCAAUCUGUCUCUAGUGAAUCCUCUCACCCCCGCACCUCUGGCUUGUACCCUAGUUCUGGUUGCAUAAAUAAAUAAAUCUUUAAAAAAAAGGAAGGAUGUAAAAAGUAUAAUAUAAAAUUAUAUUCCUCUGAAUAUUAUGAAUAUAGGAUAUUUUAACAGUCAUUAUUACUUAUAACUCAAAAAAAAAGUUAUUUGUAUUUGAUUGUUUGGUGGGUUAUUUGUAUUUGAUGGAAUAGACCAUUUGUAUGUAUUUCUGAAUCUGGAGUAUUUGAUGAGACAAAGACUCAGGAUAUGGCUAAUUUUAUUGCUCGCUUUUUAAAAAAUAGGUUAUAUAUCCAUAAGGCAUAAAUUCUGAAAGGUACAAAAGGGUUAACAAGCAUGUAAUCUUCCUCCUUUCCCAGGCCCCAAACCAUAUAGUCCCCCUUCCUGUAGGCAACUAUUGUAACCGCUUGCUUAUGUAUCUUUUUAGAGACAAGAGCACCAUGCUAUAAUAUGGAUGAAACCUAAAAACAAUGAUGCCAGACACAAAGGCCAUAUGCAGUAUUGCUGCGUUGAUAGGAAAUGUCCAGAAUAGAUAAAGCCAUAGAGACAUAGUGUGAGGUUUCUUUUUGGAAUGAUUAAAAUAUUUGGAAUUAGUGAUAGUGAAUUGUGAAUACUUAAAGUACUGAAUUAUACACUUUUGUAGAAUGGAUUUUAUGGUGUAUGAAUUAUAUUAUAGUUUUAAAAUGAAGAACCAUGACAUUUCUUUCAUCUGUGAGCAUGACAAAAAUUUAAAACGGUAAAGUUCAUUUUUGUUGGGACCAAGGAGAAAAAGACACAGUGCUGUGCCGUUGUCAAGGACAAUUCAGCACUGUGUAGUCAAAUGCUUUAAAAUUAUAUGUGCUCUGCCCUAGCAAUUCCAGUUCUAAGAUUUUAUCUCAAGGGAAUAAUUGAGAUAACGUGUUUGCAAGGAUGUAUGUGUAGAGAUGUUCUUCACAGAGUUAUUUAUAAAGUGAAAAUUGGGAAACCUUUGUUUAAAAAUAGGUUACUGAAAUCACUGUAAUCUUUUACAUUAAACAGACAUUAUAUGACCGUUUUAAUUGAUUGAUGUGUAAAUGGAUGUGUAAAUCUGUUCAAAUUAAUCUGAAGGGAAAAAAGCAGGAUACAAAAUAAUGUAUAUAGCAUGCUCUAUAUUUGUAAAUAUGUAGAUCUAGUUAUUUAAUCUAAAGGAUAUAUAACUAAGUAUUAGCAGUUAUCUUUGGGUGUAUGGUAAGUGAUUUUUGUUGUUGCACUAAUUUUUUUCAACU